Pseudonaja textilis is the source of this 2154-nucleotide messenger RNA. RefSeq lists its product as uncharacterized. Gene Ontology annotation, molecular function: protein serine/threonine kinase activity; ATP binding. NCBI's taxonomy places the organism in Eukaryota, Metazoa, Chordata, Lepidosauria, Squamata, Elapidae. The record is from RefSeq and is a predicted model, not a curated record. Gene Ontology annotation, biological process: intracellular signal transduction; protein phosphorylation. Gene Ontology annotation, cellular component: cytoplasm.
AUGCCUGCAGCGAUCGAAGAGAGUCCAGAUGUCAACAUCGUCAAUCCUACAAAUCAAAAAAAGAUGUCGUCGGGUGUGGAGAAAAAACAUAGAGAUCUACAGAUACCUGCUUGUUUCAGGAACCUCUCUCAAGAAGAGCCUAAGAAGACUUUCCCACACACUAAACAAGUUGGGGAUUACCUAGUAGGCAAAGUGAUCAACAAGGGUUCUUUUGCCAAAGUGAUGGGGGGACUGCACAUUCUCACUGGGGAGAAGGUAGCCAUAAAAGUUAUUGACAAGAAAAAGGCUAAGCAAGACUCAUACGUUUUAAAAAAUAUGAAGCGGGAGUCUCGGAUACAUCAGAUGAUUAUGCACCCUAACAUAGUUCAGCUGUACGAAACUUUGGAGACGGAGAACUCGUAUUACAUGGUGAUGGAGCUGUGCCUUGGAGGGGACCUCAUGGACAGGAUAUGUGAGAAAAAGAGGCUAGAUGAAGAAGAAGCAAAGGAAUAUACAAGGCACAUCAUGGCUGCUGUAGACCAUCUGCAUCACCAUGGCAUUGUCCACAGAGAUCUGAAGAUAGAAAAUUUUCUUCUGGAUGAAAACAAUAGCAUUCAAAUUGUUGAUUUUGGACUGAGCAAUAUCAUAAAGUUUCAGGGCCUUUCCCAAGAACUGUUAAAUACCCAGUGUGGGAGUCCAGCUUAUGCAGCCCCAGAACUCUUAGCUCAUAAGCAGUAUGGGCCAAAAGUGGAUGUCUGGUCCAUAGGAAUCAGCACAUUUGCCAUGCUAACUGGCACUCUGCCUUUCACCGUGGAGCCAUUUAACAUCAAGCAACUUCAUCUCAAGAUGAUUAAUGGAGAAAUGAACGCCAUCUCUCCCAACAUUUCCUCUGGAGCUGUUCGCUUUAUGCACUCUUUGCUCGAACCUGAUCCCACAAAGCGGCCUACUGUUAAAGAGGCAAUGCAAGACAAAUGGUUAGAUUAUAAUAUCAGCAAAUCACCAAAUGCAUUCAUAUAUAGAAAUAGGCUUCGCCCAAAUGAAUUGAAUCCGGUUGUUUUGAGUUACAUGACAGAAAUAAUGGAGUUCAAGCUUUCAGAUGUUGUGACUGUCCUGAUUAAAAAUAAGCCAUCUUCCAUCAUGGCUACAUAUUACUUAUUGCUGAAGAAAUUAAUUAGGUAUCAGAGAGAACCUAGGACUGAAAAGAAAGAUCACGAACCAGAAAAGCUUCAUGGUGAGCAUUCUGGAAGCAUAAGUCAAGAUGCAGAUGUUCCAGUUUUACAGAAGACAAAAAUGGCUAUAGUAGAAAAAUGGAAGAGUGGCAACAAUAAAGCAUUUCAUUCCACUCUCAGCUCAAAAAUGCCAUAUGUUACCAAGGAGGAUGACAUUGCAGUUAUUCUUGAAAAUCAAGAAAUUUUACCAGAAGCUUCCAAGUUCUCAGGCAGAGAAUUGAUUUGUUUUGAUCUCCCUAAAUCUCCACGUAAUUCAUGUGGGCCAUUCAAUGAGACACAACUUGAACCACAGGAAAAUGAAGAAGAUGUUAAAGAUUGGCCAGAAGUGAGAAAGUUGUAUUUAUUGGAAAAGCCAUCUUCUGUUCUAAGAAAUAACCCAAGAUAUGCUAUGAAUCAUGAGACUGAGAAGUCUUCAGUGUCAUAUAUAUGUAGACUAACACCAAGAUCAAGAAAUGAAAACAGAAUUGUAGAUCAAGAUCCUACAGUUUUUCCUAACACAAAAGUCAAAGAUCUCUUAAAAGCAAUGAACGAGAACCUUCUAGCUCCAAAGUGGCAACAUCAAGAAAGAAAGAGUUCUGCUUUUCUGGUUAUGGAAACACCUCAACUCUCCCCUUUACCACAAUUGAAACCAGGUGCUGCAAAGGAUCACAUUAUAAAAAAGAUCUCAUGGUUGGGAUCCUCCCAGCAGGAGUCCAUUGGCUCACGUUUUUUUGUUAGUGUUUCAAGACCACCAGUUUUUCCAGUAGCACAUGAACACACUUUCACGGUAAGAAGUUUGAGGCAAUCUAAACAAAAGUCCAAUGACUUUUUUAAAAAUGAUAAAAUAAAAAGAAAUGUUCCACUCAAAUACACAACUAAGGAUGCAGACUUAAAUCUUCCCACGUUAUCUCCACCCUAUCAAACAUCUGGGAAAAAGUCUGAGAUUUUAAGGCUAGAUUUUGCAUAA